Messenger RNA from Seminavis robusta, 1632 nucleotides. Lineage: Eukaryota; Bacillariophyta; Bacillariophyceae; Naviculales; Naviculaceae. The record is from the annotation of a GenBank genome assembly.
AUGUCCAACAAAACACCCACCAAGAAGUUGGCUUCCAAGGCAUCGGUGGCAUCAUUUGGAUCGCCUGCGGCCAAGCGCAAUAGCCGCUUUGGAAGCCUCGAAGAGGCAAAAGAGUUUUCUGAUGAGGUCAUUAUGGUCGACUUUGACUUCCCCGAGAGGAAUGGUGGUCCUAUGUUCUGGGUCCAGCUCAUCCCAGAUUGUGAAACAAAGGAUGGAGCUCAAAUGUUUGAUAAGAUUGAUCUACGUCUGUCAACUACUAUUGACUUGUCUGAUGCGCACCAAAUCUAUGGAUGGAACGUCCUUGAUGGGGCAGCUUUUCUCUUGCGCAUGCCAUGGGUCCCCAACUACUUUCUCCUGUACCACAAGAAGCUAUUGCAGAAAGAAAAGAAGAAGUGCAACGAAACCAAGAAGAAGGUAGCUGCUGCCUGCAAUGCAAUCCUCAAGUCCGAAGACGAAGAAAACGAUCUUACGCCACGCCGCUGGAAACAUGUGCUCUUUGUGUGGCCUGAUAAUAUCGUGGCGACAACUGAUAUGAAGUCGUCGGACCCCCCUAUCAAUGAUCAGAAGCUCAGGUUGAAUCUUCGUUUGCGUGUGAUUGAUGAAGACGGUGAGAAUGACAUCGAUGUGAAGAAGAAAAAGAAGAAGGGAGUGUCUUUGAAGUCCCUUUUCAAAGGGAUGCAGCUCACUGCGAAAGGUGAGCCCAAGUACGGUGACGACACAUCUGAUGAAGAGGAGGUGGAGGAAGAAGAAGAAGACGAGGAGAGUACCUCAGAUGAUGAAUCGACUUCUUCGGCAUCCUCUUCGGAUGAAGAGAAAAAGAAGAAAGCCAAGAAGAAGAAAGCCAAGAAGAAAAAGCAAGCUGACAAGAAAAAGAAGAAGAAAAAGAAAAAGAAGAAAGACAAUGCCUCCGUCUCAUCUGUUUCCUUGGAAUCUGAGAAGGGAGGAGAACUCAUCGCCAGCAGUGAGGAAGAAGACGUUGAAAGCAACAAGAGCGAGGUCUCCAAAGAAGAUUCAGUCGAAGCAGACAAGCCAACCAACAAAGAGUUGCCAAAGCCGCUGCCUCCACCACCAUCACUGCCACUGCCUCCUCCACCACCACCACUACCACUGCCUCCAGCGCCACUGCCUCCGGCACCAGCACCAGCACCACUACCUCCACCCCUUCCAACGGAGGAAAUUGCAAUUGUGCUUUUCCAACAGGACCAUCCAAAGAAACCACUGAAGCGACAGAAGGAGCUGACAAACAUCCGAUCCUUUGAUCCAACAGAAUGGAAGACUGAACGAGAGAACAGUCGUCGCAAGUUAGGCAAGAUCAAGAAAGAAUCAGUGCUGCGUACAAAACGGAUGAUGGAUGUCUUUCUGAACCAGGCAAAACAAGGGAAGAAGCAAGCAACUGGACAAGUUGCCGCCAUUGAUAGAAGCAAGCCAACAGCUGGACAAGUUGCUGCCAUUGACACAAAUUUCGAGGUUACCAAUGCUACCAUCAAAAGAGUUGACAGCCAAGGAGCCGAGUCGACUAGGAAUGCCACAGGAGAUGGUGGAGACGUUGAUGACUUCAUCGGCAAAUUGAAAAAUGGCCUGGAGAAAACAUGGGAGGAUGCCCAGAAAGAAUUGAAAGAGCUGUCUGGCUAG